AUGGGGAGCGGCCAACAAGGAGAGAAUGAGCUGGGAGGAGGAAGAUCAUCAAGUUCUGGAAGUUCAAGGAGAGGAAAGAAAAGCAGUAUGGAUAGAACAAUAAAGCAGCCUCAGAGAGGACUUGGUGUGGCUCAGCUUGAAAAAAUUAGAAUUCAAAGCCAGAUGAUGUCUAAUUACAGUCAACAAUCAAUUUAUCCUGCUUUUCCUAAUAAUAUCACCAUGGUGGGAUAUGGAGAGAGCAGAGGUGAAGAUAUUACCUUUGGUGACACUCAGUUCUGUGUUUCACCAAGGUUUCAUCCAAAUAGAAGCGGCAGUGUAUCACAGACAAGCCAUUUUGGACCAGUGACUUUGCCACUCAUGGAGGAUUUUGUGCAGAGGAGAAAUAGAAAUGACAGAAGCUAUUCUGCCGGGUCAAACAGCCAAGUAUCGGAUUCCAGCAACUUGCAAGAGUUGGAUUUGGAGCUGAAGUUAUCAAUUUAA
This is a messenger RNA of Phalaenopsis equestris, 480 nucleotides long. RefSeq names its product protein SPEAR3-like. The record is from RefSeq and is a predicted model, not a curated record. Gene Ontology annotation, molecular function: DNA-binding transcription factor activity. Lineage: Eukaryota; Viridiplantae; Streptophyta; Magnoliopsida; Asparagales; Orchidaceae. The transcript is spliced from 4 exons. The coding region runs from base 1 to 480 and encodes 159 amino acids.